This is a messenger RNA of Perca flavescens (yellow perch), 1232 nucleotides long. RefSeq names its product matrix AAA peptidase interacting protein 1 (gene maip1). Gene Ontology annotation, molecular function: ribosome binding. The transcript has 5 exons. The coding region runs from base 53 to 790 and encodes 245 amino acids. Gene Ontology annotation, biological process: protein insertion into mitochondrial inner membrane from matrix. NCBI's taxonomy places the organism in Eukaryota, Metazoa, Chordata, Actinopteri, Perciformes, Percidae. The record is from RefSeq and is a predicted model, not a curated record. Gene Ontology annotation, cellular component: mitochondrial inner membrane.
GAAGAUAGAAAUACACGGACAAGAAGGCGGCGUCGUCCGAGGGGAAACAAAGAUGGCGCUGCCCAUGUUAAGAGGUUGCCACAGGUUUCCGUCAACAUUUAGCUGUAUUCGUUUAUUUUUAAAUGAAAGUCUCAUCCUGAACCGGUCCGGGAGAACGCGGCUCCCUUCCUCACCCCCUGCCGCUGUGACAGCAGCGGUCCGCCCUUACAGCUCCGAGCGCGACGGACAGAACCGGAAGGUGGUGGUGGUCGGCAUCCCGAACCCUUUUAUCUGGCUUCGCACCCGAAUCUACUACUUUCUGAUCCGGGCUUACUUUGACAAAGAGUUCAACAUUCAAGAGUUCACGGAGGGAGCGAAGCAGGCCUUCUCCCAUGUAUCCAGACUGUUGUCACAGUGUCAGUUUGAAGCUUUGGAAGGGCUCGUGGCUAAAGACUUGAUUGGAAAGCUUGAGGAGAAGUGCAACCUGCUGCCAUCGAGCCACAAGAAAGCUCUUUCUGCAGAUCCUGAUGAGAUCAUGUACACCACACCUGGAGACGUGGGGAUCUUCUAUGAUGAUAAUGGGAGAAAAUUUGUCAGUAUUCUGAUGCGUUUCUGGUAUCUGACAAGUGCACGUCUUCCAAACGAAGCCAUGGAGGGAACCCGUAUAUUCCAGGUGGCCAUUGGUGGAGAGGGCAAUCCAGAAACUAAGAGACUCCUAACUGCAAACUAUGAAUUCCAAAGGGAGUUCACUAAGGGAGUGCCUCCAGACUGGACAAUUACGAGGAUAGAGCACUCCAAGCUUCUGGAUUAAGGUGGUUUUGAUUUGAGGCAGUCGUGCCACUGGAAACUAAUCAAAGACAUGAAGUUCCCCUCAGUAUUUGCUUUCAAACAUGACGCAUCUCCUCACUGGGGAAGUUGGAGGAAAACACCAGGACAGACUUGUUCACUGUAGAGAAGACACAUGAGCCAACCCAUCUAUUCUCAUAGAUACAGCCCAGAACCGCUGCGGUAUAACAGGGGUUCUUAUGGGUUUUAAGAACUUGACUACAGUAGGUUUGUGAACUCUUCACAAGGUUUGUACAUUUAGGAAUGUGGCCAGAUGAAUCUGAUAUUGUUUUCAAUUUAUUUUAAUUAUUAUGUAAUAUCAUAUGGAUGGGGUCUGCUGCACGUGGGUGUGCCUUGCGUCUGUUCUUGGAAACAUCUUGUUUUGUAUUUUUGAAAAUUCUGACUAUUCUCUUAAACAGUAUUUCCAA